This is a messenger RNA of Aphidius gifuensis, 1203 nucleotides long. RefSeq lists its product as uncharacterized. Lineage: Eukaryota; Metazoa; Arthropoda; Insecta; Hymenoptera; Braconidae. Bases 1 to 1203 code for a protein of 400 amino acids. The transcript has a single exon. Gene Ontology annotation, molecular function: zinc ion binding; nucleic acid binding. The record is from RefSeq and is a predicted model, not a curated record.
AUGGAAGACAAUAUACUCGAGGUAUCUAAAACGAGUAAAUUAAAGGGAGUCGAGAAUUGGAUGUCUUGGAAAUUUGAGACAAAAGUGAAGCUGAUGGCCAUUGGGGCCAUUAGCAUAGUCACCGGGACAAUUCCAAUGCCGGUCCAACCUGCAGAAGAAACUGGUAUGCAGGAGUAUAGAAACUCACUUGUUAAGUGGGAGCUCAGUGAAGGAAAAGCACAGAGCGUAAUUGUGUGUAGUGUAACACACCAAGUGCAGCAGCAUCUCAGAAAUUGUUCAACAGCUAAAGAAAUGUGGGACCGUCUUCACUCAGUUUAUGAAAGCAAGAGUGAGACAUCAGCUCACAUGUUGGCCCAAAAGUGGUACUCCAUAAAGAAGGAUGACAGUGAGAGCAUGGCGUCAUAUAUAUCAAAUAUCCAAGAGCUUGCUCAUAAAAUGAAAGAAUUGGGUGAGCCUGUAUCUGAUGUAAUGAUAAUUAGAAAAAUACUUUUAACUUUGCCUCCAUCUCUAGAUCAUUUUCACACUUCAUGGGAAAGUACAGAGCCCUCUUCACGUACAAUUGAAAAUCUCACCUCCAGAUUACUAAUGGAAGAAGAGAGAAAAUGUAUAAGAGAAGAGAAGGAAACAAGUGAGGCUUUAGUAGCUAAAAAGUUCAACAAAAAAGGUGGAACAAAAAAAGACAAAACCUGUACUUAUUGCAAGAAGACAGGUCAUCUGUGGAAAAGCUGCUAUAAAAGAAAAAAUGAUGAGGCUGAUAAAGCAAAACAACCCAAGGGUGAAGUAGCUGACAGUACUCAUGAAGAAGGGACCUUCAUCCACGAACUACUCAUGGCCUCGUCACUGCCAAAGGGCUUGAGUGACAAAUGGCUGUUUGAUUCUGGUGCCAGUUAUCACAUGUCUGGCAGAAAGGAGUGGUUCACGAACAUGGUAAAGAAGGAGAAGAGUCUCAUUCGAGUGGGAGAUGGUAAAGUACUUGAAACAAAUUUGUAUGGCACCAUAAAUAUAAGUGUUUUUAAUGGUGAAUCUUGGGUAAAAAUGAGUCUCAAUAAUGUACUAUUUAUUCCUGAAUUAAAAUAUAAUUUAUUUUCCAUGAGCAGUGCUGCAGAUAAAGGUUAUGCAGCAACGAUGACAAACAGCAAGUGUAUCAUCACGAAAAAUGGGUGGACAGCAGCAGUGGGAGAUAGAGAAACUUCUACACCAUGA